AUUGGCGAUUGGUUGGGUUCGCCGGCCAAUAGAAACCGGCAUUACAUUUCAGGAUCUGGUAACCACGUUUAUAUUUGUCGUAACGGCUAGAAACUCGGCCAGACUGCCUUUUCGAACGAAGGCUCUAGGGCUUUUAUACGUGUCUCAAGUAGCUCCUUCAUAACCGUCCGUUCACGAUGCCUAAAGCACCAGCGAACCAGGAAGAUGAAGAUCCCACCCCAUACCUCUUCGUCUCACUGGAACAGAAGCGUAUAGAUCAGACCAAGCCCUACGAUGCCAAGAAAUCAUGCUGGGUACCGGACGACAAAGAAGGAUUCGUGCUUGGAGAGAUCAGGGGCACGAAGGGUGACUUGGUUACCGUCCUUGUCCCCGGUGGAGAGACCAAGGAUUUUAAGAAAGAUCAAGUGAGCCAAGUAAACCCACCGAAAUACGAAAAAGUCGAAGAUAUGGCCGACUUGACUUACCUAAACGACGCAGCAGUUUUGCACAAUUUGAAACAACGUUACUACGCCAAACUCAUUUACACAUACUCUGGUUUGUUCUGCGUUGCCAUCAAUCCCUACAAGCGCUUCCCGGUAUACACCAACCGUUGUGCCAAGUUGUACCGUGGCAAGAGGCGAAAUGAAGUUCCUCCACAUAUUUUCGCCAUUUCUGACGGCGCCUACGUCAACAUGUUGACCAAUCACGAAAACCAGUCUAUGUUGAUUACUGGCGAGUCUGGUGCCGGAAAAACUGAAAACACGAAAAAAGUAAUCGCGUACUUCGCCACCGUCGGCGCUUCCACCAAGAAACCAAGCGAAGAGCAACAGAAGAAGGGUACUCUCGAAGAUCAGGUCGUACAAACCAAUCCCGUACUUGAAGCCUUCGGUAACGCCAAGACUGUCCGUAACGACAACUCGUCUCGUUUCGGUAAAUUCAUCAGAAUUCACUUCGGUCCAACUGGUAAAUUGGCUGGUGCCGAUAUCGAAACUUAUCUGCUCGAGAAGGCUCGUGUCAUUUCUCAGCAGUCUCUGGAAAGAUCCUACCACAUCUUUUACCAGAUCAUGUCUGGUUCCGUUCCCGGUGUUAAAGAACUGUGCUAUUUGUCAAAUAACAUCAUGGACUACAAUUUCGUGUCCCAAGGGAAAACGAAAAUUCCCUCUGUAGACGAUGGCGAAGAGUUUUCCAUUACCGAUCAAGCCUUCGACAUUCUGGGCUUCACCCAAGAGGAGAAGAACGACAUUUACAAGAUCACCGCAGCCGUCAUGCACAUGGGUACCAUGAAAUUCAAGCAAAGGGGUCGCGAAGAACAGGCUGAACCCGACGGCACCGAUGAAGGUGACAGAGUCGCAAAACUGUUGGGCGUGGACACCCAGGCCAUGUACACGGCUUUCGUCAAACCAAGGAUCAAGGUCGGUAACGAGUUCGUCACCCAAGGUCGUAACGUCAACCAGGUCAACUACUCGGUCGGUGCCAUGUCUAAAGCCAUGUUCGACAGGGUGUUCAAGUUCUUGGUCAAGAAGUGUAAUGAGACCCUCGACACUAAACAAAAGAGGCAACACUUUAUCGGUGUACUGGAUAUUGCCGGGUUCGAAAUUUUCGACUUCAACAGCUUUGAACAGCUUUGCAUCAACUUUACCAACGAAAAGUUGCAACAAUUCUUUAACCAUCACAUGUUCGUUCUCGAACAAGAGGAAUACCAGCGUGAAGGUAUUGAAUGGGCUUUCAUUGAUUUCGGUAUGGACUUGGCUGCCUGUAUCGAACUCAUCGAAAAGCCUAUGGGCAUCUUGUCUAUUCUUGAAGAAGAAUCUAUGUUCCCCAAAGCUACCGAUCAAACGUUCGUUGAGAAAUUGAACACGAACCAUUUGGGCAAAUCUCCCAACUACCAGAAACCCAAACCACCAAAACCAGGUCAGAUCGCGGGUCACUUCACCUUGGCUCACUACGCUGGUAAUGUGCCGUACAAUAUCACCGGGUGGCUUGAAAAGAACAAGGAUCCCCUUAACGACACCGUCGUAGAUCUCUUCAAGAAGGGUACCAACAAACUGGUUCAAGAAAUCUUCUCUGACCAUCCUGGUCAAUCUGGCGGAGCCGACGCCGGUGGCAAGGGUGCCGGUCGUGGUAAAAAGGGUGGCGCUUUUGCUACCGUCUCGUCCGCUUACAAAGAACAACUGAACAACCUGAUGUCUACGUUGAGGGCCACUCAACCUCACUUCGUACGUUGUAUCAUUCCCAACGAAUUGAAACAGCCCGGAGUGAUCGACUCUCACUUGGUUAUGCACCAGCUGACUUGCAACGGUGUACUUGAAGGUAUCCGUAUUUGCCGUAAAGGUUUCCCCAACAGGAUGGUCUACCCAGACUUCAAACUGCGUUACAAGAUCUUGAAUCCUACCGCUGUGUCCAAGGAGUCCGACCCAAAGAAAUGUGCUGAUCACAUCUUGCAAGCUACCGGUCUUGAUUCCGAAUUGUAUCGUCUCGGUCACACUAAGGUAUUCUUCCGUGCUGGUGUCUUGGGUCAGAUGGAAGAACUUCGUGAUGAACGUCUGAGCAAAAUCGUCACUUGGAUGCAGUCCUGGAUCCGUGGUUACCUCUCCAGGAAGGAAUUCAAGAAAUUGCAAGAACAGCGCUUGGCCCUCCAAGUGUGCCAGAGGAACUUGAGGAAAUACCUCAAGCUCCGUACCUGGCCAUGGUACAAACUGUGGCAGAAGGUCAGACCUCUUCUCAACGUCACCCGCAUCGAGGAUGAGAUCGCUAAACUUGAAGAGAAAGCGGCCAAGGCACAGGAAGCUUUCGAAAGGGAAGCGAAAGCCAAAAAAGAACUCGAAGGCCUCUACUCCAAAUUGUUGAACGAGAAGACCGAGUUGUUGAACAGCUUAGAAGGCGAGAAAGGUACCUUAUCCGAGACUCAAGAGAGGGCCAACAAGCUGCAAGCUCAGAAAAAUGACCUGGAAUCCCAAUUGCAGGAAACCCAAGACCGCCUCAGCCAGGAAGAAGACGCCAGAAACCAGCUUUUGCAACAGAAGAAAAAGCUGGAGCAAGAAAUCUCUGGCUACAAGAAGGACGUCGAGGACUUGGAACUGAACCUUCAGAAAUCCGAGCAAGACAAGGCCACCAAAGACCACCAGAUUAGGAACUUGAACGACGAAAUUGCCCACCAAGAUGAACUCAUCAACAAACUCAACAAGGAAAAGAAAAUGUCCGGCGAAAAUAACCAGAAGAUCUCCGAGGAACUCCAGGCCGCCGAGGACAAAGUCAACCACUUGAACAAAGUGAAGGCUAAACUCGAACAGACGCUGGACGAACUCGAAGAUUCUCUCGAACGCGAAAAGAAACUGCGCGGAGACGUGGAGAAAUCCAAGAGGAAGGUCGAAGGCGAUCUGAAACUGACCCAGGAAGCCGUAUCCGACUUGGAACGUAACAAAAAGGAACUCGAACAAACCAUCCAACGCAAAGACAAGGAAAUUUCAUCUCUGACCGCCAAAUUGGAAGACGAACAAUCGGUUGUCGGCAAACAACAGAAACAGAUCAAGGAACUCCAGGCACGCAUCGAAGAAUUGGAAGAAGAGGUCGAAGCCGAGCGACAAGCCCGCGCAAAGGCAGAGAAACAGCGCGCGGAUUUGGCCAGGGAACUCGAGGAGUUGGGAGAACGUCUCGAAGAAGCUGGUGGCGCUACCUCGGCUCAAAUUGAGCUCAACAAGAAACGCGAAGCCGAACUGGCCAAGCUCCGCCGCGACUUGGAGGAAGCCAACAUCCAACACGAAAGCACCCUCGCCAACUUACGCAAGAAGCACAACGACGCAGUCUCCGAAAUGGGCGAACAAAUUGACCAACUGAACAAGCUGAAGGCUAAAGCCGAGAAGGAGAAGGCCCAAUACUUUGGUGAACUUAACGAUCUCCGUGCUUCUGUCGACCACUUAGCUAACGAAAAGGCCGCCAUCGAGAAAGUUUCUAAACAACUGGGACAACAACUCAACGACGUACAAGGCAAGCUUGACGAAACCAACCGCACACUCAACGACUUCGACGCUGCUAAGAAGAAGCUGUCCAUCGAAAACUCUGACCUUCUCAGGCAAUUGGAAGAAGCUGAGUCCCAAGUAUCCCAACUCAGCAAGAUCAAGGUGUCCCUGACUACCCAAUUAGAAGACACCAAGAGAUUGGCCGACGAGGAAGCCCGCGAACGCGCGACCCUCCUCGGCAAAUUCCGCAACUUGGAACACGACUUGGACAACAUCCGUGAACAGGUUGAAGAGGAAGCGGAAGCCAAGGCUGACAUCCAACGCCAACUGAGCAAAGCUAACGCUGAAUCUCAACUUUGGCGUCAAAAAUACGAAUCCGAGGGUGUUGCCAGAUCAGAGGAACUCGAAGAAGCCAAGAGGAAACUGCAAGCUCGUCUUGCUGAAGCUGAGGAAACCAUCGAAUCGCUCAACCAAAAGGUCGUGGCUCUCGAAAAGACCAAACAACGCUUGGCCACUGAAGUCGAAGACUUGCAAUUGGAAGUCGACCGUGCCAACGCUAUUGCCAACGCCGCCGAGAAGAAACAGAAGGCAUUCGAUAAAAUUAUUGGAGAAUGGAAACUCAAGGUUGACGAUCUUGCCGCCGAACUCGAUGCCAGCCAGAAGGAGUGCCGCAACUAUUCCACCGAGUUGUUCAGACUUAAGGGAGCUUACGAAGAAGGACAAGAACAAUUGGAAGCAGUUCGUCGCGAGAACAAGAACCUCGCCGAUGAAGUUAAAGAUUUGCUCGACCAAAUCGGUGAAGGUGGACGCAACAUCCACGAAAUCGAAAAGGCCAGGAAACGAUUGGAAGCCGAAAAAGACGAACUGCAGGCCGCUCUUGAAGAAGCCGAAGCCGCCCUUGAACAGGAAGAGAACAAGGUGCUCCGCAGUCAGCUGGAACUCUCGCAGGUACGACAAGAAAUCGACAGACGCAUCCAAGAGAAGGAAGAAGAGUUCGAAAACACCCGCAAGAACCACCAACGCGCUUUGGAUUCCAUGCAAGCUUCCCUCGAAGCAGAAGCCAAGGGCAAAGCUGAGGCUCUACGCAUGAAGAAGAAGUUGGAAGCCGACAUCAACGAAUUGGAAAUUGCUUUGGACCACGCCAACAAGGCUAACGCUGAGGCCCAGAAGACCAUUAAACGUUACCAACAACAACUUAAGGACACCCAGCAAGCAUUGGAAGAGGAACAACGUGCUCGGGAUGAGGCCAGAGAACAGUUGGGCAUUUCUGAAAGACGUGCCAACGCCUUGCAGAACGAAUUGGAAGAAUCUCGCACUCUCUUAGAGCAAGCCGACCGUGCUCGCCGCCAAGCCGAACAAGAACUGGGAGAUGCUCACGAACAGUUGAAUGACCUCGCUGCCCAGAACGCGUCCAUGUCCGCCGCCAAGAGGAAGUUGGAAACCGAAUUGCAAACCCUGCAUUCCGACCUCGAUGAACUCCUUAACGAAGCCAAGAACUCCGAGGAGAAGGCUAAGAAAGCCAUGGUAGACGCUGCCCGCUUGGCCGACGAACUCCGUGCCGAACAAGACCACGCCCAAACACAGGAGAAACUCCGUAAAGCUCUCGAAACCCAGAUCAAGGACCUCCAAGUCCGUUUGGAUGAAGCCGAAGCCAACGCCCUUAAAGGUGGCAAGAAAGCCAUUGCCAAGCUCGAACAAAGAGUCAGAGAACUUGAGAACGAGUUGGACGGCGAACAAAGAAGACACGCCGACGCCCAGAAGAACUUGAGGAAAUCCGAACGCCGCAUCAAGGAAUUGAGCUUCCAAGCUGAGGAAGACCGCAAAAACCACGAGCGCAUGCAAGACCUGGUCGACAAACUGCAACAGAAGAUCAAGACAUACAAGAGGCAGAUCGAAGAAGCCGAAGAAAUUGCCGCCCUCAAUUUGGCCAAAUUCCGCAAGGCCCAACAAGAGCUCGAGGAAGCCGAAGAACGUGCUGACCUUGCCGAACAAGCUAUUGCCAAAUUCCGCGCGAAAGGCCGUGGAGGUUCAGCUGCCAGAGGUGCUAGCCCAGCGCCUCAAGCAAAUAAACCAAGUCGUUUAGCGGCUAUUGCUAUGGAGUAACUUCUAUCUUCAUCUUCCAAGACAGCGCCCUCAACAACUGGACGGUGGACUCUUCCCUCCAAGGUUCGACCUUGCCCCUGAAAACGAUUUCUAAAUAACUCGCGCGCUGUGUUAACUUAACCAAUGUACGAAAGGUCCGCGCAGCUAUACCAACUUUGCUGCGUGUUGUAUUGUAAUUAUUUUUAAUAUUACUUAUAUUUAUUUUUUAAUUGUUUCGUUUAUUCCUUAAGCGUAUGAUUCCGUUGUUUCAAAUGUACCGAACUGUAUGAGAAAGGGAGAGCGGAGGUUAAAAAAGAGACAAGAGACACGUAAUUCCAUCCGCAGCCUUUGAUCUCCACAUUCUCAGUUUUUAUGAAAAUCCAAUGGUAUUUUGUAAAGUGCAGUUAAAUUAACUUAGUUGUAUGUGUGAAUAUGUUGUAUGAUAUAAGGCACCAAUAAACAGGUUAUGUCGUUGGA
Messenger RNA from Cylas formicarius (sweet potato weevil), 6494 nucleotides. RefSeq names its product myosin heavy chain, muscle (gene Mhc). The coding region runs from base 177 to 6038 and encodes 1953 amino acids. The transcript is spliced from 25 exons. Gene Ontology annotation, cellular component: myosin complex. Gene Ontology annotation, molecular function: cytoskeletal motor activity; actin filament binding; ATP binding. The record is from RefSeq and is a predicted model, not a curated record. Lineage: Eukaryota; Metazoa; Arthropoda; Insecta; Coleoptera; Brentidae.